AAACAUUGAUCUGCAUUAUCUCCUUCCCUCAAUACAUAAAAACAUAUGCAACAAUAUUGUCAUCUAUGAAAUAGUAUUGCGUAUGGUUAUAUAAAAAGUUAGCUAUAUCUCCCAAUAUUUUUUCUAAAGUUAUCAUGAUGUAAUUGAUAAUAAUUAGGUUGUUGGUGCCGGAGUGUGGGAGUGAGAGAAAGAAAGUGCGCGCCUGACGUGACAGCGCGAAGCGAACAGUAAUCGUGGGCUAACGGUGUCUACACAAGCAUGUAACGUACCUCGGUGUAGCGAGUGCCUUUUUCUUAAACGCUUCACGUUCUCGGAGUAGAGCGGGAUCCAUUUUUACUUCUGUUUUUGUUUUCUAUGGAAUAAUUUAUAAUAUGUGGCUUCAAAGAUUUUGCAUUUAUGCUGUUUACAUAGUAGUUUUAUCAUUAUGUGUGUCUACUGCCGAAGAUCCUUCUCCGUGGAGAUGGUCGUGCGAGGACAAGCGCUGCGUGAAGACACGCAACGAUCCUCAGAAUAAAGACCCCGUACUGAGCUUGGAGGCCUGCAAAAUGUUCUGUAACGAUUACGGUCUACUAUGGCCCCAGCCAACAGGCAAGACAGACUUGGGCAACUUUUUGUCUAAGAUAAACAUCAACAACAUUGAUAUCAAGCUGAUGAAUGAGGGUAGGUCAGCAGACCUCGUGAAGGAAGCUGGAAACAGGUUCAAGAGUUUGGUGUCAAUGGCGAUACCAAGAGGCGUGUCGCCGAAGUCAACUGGAAAAGCCGUCUCUGUACUUCUGUAUAAUGAAAACCCUGAUGUCAGAGGUAAGUGACUUUUGUUUCAGGUUC
Messenger RNA from Trichoplusia ni (cabbage looper), 825 nucleotides. RefSeq names its product chitooligosaccharidolytic beta-N-acetylglucosaminidase-like. NCBI's taxonomy places the organism in Eukaryota, Metazoa, Arthropoda, Insecta, Lepidoptera, Noctuidae. The record is from RefSeq and is a predicted model, not a curated record. The transcript has 5 exons. Bases 372 to 809 code for a protein of 145 amino acids.